AAAUACAGAUGCAUCAACAACAAAAAUGUUUAACCUCCGGUAGUGGACCCCGUGGUUUUGAGGAGGUUAAAAGAAAAAAUUAUAUAAAUACUUUAUUGGAUACCAAUAAACAGUCAUUAUCUUUAUCAACGAAACUUCUAAGAAAUAUUACACAAUGGCCGAUGAUCCAGAGUUAGAGGCUAUUCGUGCUCAAAGACUUGCUCAAAUGCAAUCCCAGGUACCAAAUGGUGAUCAACAGCAACAAGAAGCUAUGAAAAGAGAGUUGGAAAUGAAAAAUGCUAUGCUCACUCAGUUAUUAGACCAAGGCGCUCGAGCCAGAUUAAACAGUAUAGCAUUAGUUAAACCUGAAAAGGCUAAAAUGGUAGAAAAUAUGAUUAUUCAAAUGGCAAGAACUGGCCAAAUUAGUGGAAAGCUAAAUGAACAGUCAUUGGUAAAUAUUUUGGAAAGAAUUAAUCAGCAAAUGACGAAGGAGAGCAAAGUGGUGAUUAAUCGUAGAAGAUAUUCAAUCGAUUCUGAUAACGACUAAGGUUUUUGGGUGUUUGAAAUGUUUGAUCAAUUAAGCUUGUAAACCGCCAGAUUUUAGGAUUGUUUUAAAUACUAUUUAUCUUUUGAA
Molecule: messenger RNA, 613 nt
Organism: Hydra vulgaris (swiftwater hydra)
Lineage: Eukaryota; Metazoa; Cnidaria; Hydrozoa; Anthoathecata; Hydridae
Product: programmed cell death protein 5
Cellular component (GO): cytosol; nucleus
Molecular function (GO): DNA binding
Source: RefSeq, a predicted model, not a curated record